GAGCCUGAGCGCGGGCUCUGGGCUAACAAGAGCGAGUACCUCCUGUCUAUGUUAGGUUAUGCUGUUGGACUGGGAAAUAUCUGGAGAUUUCCUUACUUGGCCUACAAGAAUGGAGGAGGGGCCUUUCUCAUCCCCUAUUUCACCAUGCUGCUGGUGGCUGGAAUUCCUCUUUACUUCCUGGAGAGCGCACUCGGUCAGUUCUGCAGCCAAGGUCCAGUCAACAUAUGGAGAAUGGUGCCUCUACUGCAGGGCGUUGGCAUUGGAACAGUCUUGGUGACCCUGGUGAUAACGGUCUACUACAACGUCAUCAUCACCUACAGCCUGUACUACAUGUUCGCCUCCAUGCAGAACCCUCUGCCGUGGUCCGACUGCUUCAGCUGGUCCAACGACAACUGCAGCACCAAACCCAUAGUACACUGCAAUGUAAACGGGACUGUGGUGGCCAACUGGACUCAACAAAACAUGACGUGUGAUGAGUCCAACCAAAUUCAAAUACCAGUGCAGAGCCCGAGUGAACAGUACUGGGAUCUCGUGGUUCUGCAGAGAUCCAGCAGUCUUGACGAGACAGGGAUGGUAAUUUGGCAGCUGGCUCUCUGUCUGCUGCUGAGCUCCAUCAUUGUCUCUGCAGCGCUCAUCAAAGGGAUCAAGUCAUCUGGCAAAGUUGUCUAUUUCACUGCAACGUUUCCUUAUGUGGUGAUUUUAAUCCUGCUGAUCAGAGGCGUGACACUAGAGGGCGCUCAAGUUGGGAUUGAUUACUACAUUGGCACACAGUCAAAUUUGACUAAACUGAGAGAAGCAGAGCCGUGGAAAGAUGCUGCUACUCAGAUCUUUUAUUCUCUCUCCAUUGCCUGGGGUGGAGUCAUCACCCUCUCUUCUUACAACCAGUUUCACAACGACGUCUUCAAGGAUACACUCUUAAUCACUUUUGCUAAUUCCGGGACCAGUGUGUUUGCAGGCUUUGCCAUAUUUUCCAUCUUGGGUCACAUGGCUCACGUCUACAACAUAUCGAUAAGAGAAGUGGUGGAUGAAGGAUUUUCCCUGGCGUUCAUUGCAUACCCAGACGCUUUGUCGAAGCUUCCCAUUUCUCCCCUUUGGUCCAUUUUGUUCUUCUUCAUGCUGCUGACUGUUGGUCUGGACUCUCAGUUUGCAGGAUUAGAGGUGAUCAUUUCAACCCUGAUCGAUGCAUACCCGACAAAACUCAAAUCCAAACAUGGCCUCUUGACUGUGGCCAUUAGUGGCGUCCUGUUUUUUCUGGGUCUACCGUGUGUCACAGAGUCGGGGAUAUACUGGGUCACUCUCAUCGACAAGUUUGCUGGCAGCUGGGUGCUGCUGGUGCUCGCUCUCUUUGAGCUCAUUAGUGUUUCCUACAUUUAUGGACUGAACCGGUUUAUUGAAGACAUGGAGAUGAUGAUGGGGAAAAAGAGCUUUGCUUUCUGGCUGUGGUGGAGAGCGUGUUGGUUUUUCAUCACUCCCUGUGUCAUAGGUGUGAUCUUUGUGUGGUCGAUAGUCACCCUUGUGCCUCCGUUGUAUGGACAAAUCCCCUACCCUGACUGGGGCAUCGCUAUCGGAUGGUGCAUAGUUGUUUUCCUCCUCAUCUGGAUCCCCGUCGUCGCCGUGUAUAAGCUGAUCAGAGCAGAAGGAAACCUGUGGAAGGUUUGUAGGAUUAUGUGUGAUGGAUGUAUUACACUCCUUUAAAGACUCUUCAGUGUUUAAAGUGAUGCUGCUUCCUUCCUCCAGCGUGUGAAGUCGCUGUGCACCCCAUCUGAACAGUGGCACCCCUACAUGGACGCACACCGAGGGGAUCGAUACCCAAAAGACAGCUCCAGUCAGAUGAAGAACAACCCGAACAGACCGGAAGUUGACGUGAACGUCAUCUCAGACUCAGACCCAAAUGUGGGCGAUGGAGACGAGAACCCUGAGCGUGGAAACUGGAACAACAAGGCAGAGUACCUCCUCUCUAUGUUGGGCUAUGCUGUUGGACUGGGGAAUGUCUGGCGGUUUCCGUAUUUGGCCUUCAAACAUGGAGGAGGGGCCUUUCUCAUCCCCUAUUUUAUCAUGCUGCUGCUGGCUGGGAUUCCUCUGUAUUUGUUGGAGAGCGCCCUCGGUCAGUUCUGCAGCCAAGGUCCAGUCAACAUAUGGAGAAUGGUGCCUCUGCUGAAGGGUGUUGGCAUUGCAACGGUCAUGGCUAACAUCAUAUCAUCGGUCUACUACAACGUCAUCAUCGCCUACAGCCUGUACUACAUGUUCGCCUCCAUGCAGAACCCUCUGCCGUGGUCUGACUGCUUCAGCUGGUCCAACGACAACUGCAGCACCAAACCCAUAGUGUAUUGCAAUGCAAAUGGUACUUUGUUGACCAACUGGACUGAAGGAACCUGUGCUGAGUCCGAUAUGGUCCACAUGCCAGUGCAGAGCCCGAGUGAACAGUACUGGAAUUUUGUGGUUCUGCAGAGAUCCAGCGGUCUUGACGAAACAGGUCCUGUAAUUUGGCAACUGGCUCUCUGCCUCUUACUGUGCGCCAUCAUUGUGGCUGCAGCGCUCAUCAGAGGGAUCAAGUCAUCAGGCAAAGUUGUCUAUUUCACUGCAACGUUUCCUUACUUAGUGAUUUUCAUCCUGCUGAUCAGAGGCGUGACACUAGAGGGCGCUCAAGACGGGCUUAAUUUCUACAUUGGUACACAGUCAAACUUGACUAAACUGGCUGAAGCAGAGGUGUGGAAAGAUGCUGCGACGCAGAUCUUUUUUUCGCUGUGUCUUGCCUGGGGCGGCGUCGUAACCCUUUGUUCUUAUAACAACUUUCACAACAACUUGUUCAAGGAUACACUCGUGAUCACAUUUACUAAUUGUGGGACCAGUGUGUUCGCUGGAUUUGCCAUAUUUUCCAUCUUGGGUCACAUGGCUCACAUCUACGGAGUGUCUGUUACAGAAGUGGUGGAUGAAGGAUUUGGUCUGACUUUCAUUGCAUACCCAGAUGCUUUGUCUAAGCUGCCCAUUUCUCAGCUCUGGUCCAUUUUGUUCUUCUUCAUGCUCUUGACUGUUGGUCUGGACUCUCAGUUUGCAGCAAUAGAGGUGAUAACGACCUUCCUGACUGACAUGUUCCCCGAAAUCUUCAAAUCCAAACGUGCUGUAUUGACUUUAGCAACAAGUGCCUUCUUCUAUCUCAUGGGUUUGCCGUGCGUCACAAGGGCUGGAAUAUACUGGGUGACAAUCAUCGACACCUUUGCUGCCACCUGGGUGCUGCUUAUUCUGGCUUUAUUUGAGAUCGUUGGUGUUUCGUAUGUAUACGGACUGAAUCGUUUCAUUAAAGACAUUGAGAUGAUGAUCGGAGAAAAGAGCUUUGCUUUCUGGCUGUGGUGGAGAGCAGCUUGGUUUGUUAUCACCCCUGGAAUGAUAGUGGUGAUCCUGGUGUGGUCGGUGAUAACCUUUGUUCCUCCGUCGUACGGUGGCGUUGUGUACCCAGACUGGAGUGUCGCUCUAGGAUGGUGCAUGGUUGCCUUCAUUGUCAUCUGGAUCCCUAUUAUUGCUGUUUAUAAGCUGAUAAAAGCAGAAGGAACCCUGUGGCAGCGUGUGAAGUUGCUGAGCACCCCGUCAGAAGACUGGGGCCCCUACCUGGAAAUCCACCGAGGGGAACGGUACUCAAGACAGAAGGAUCCAUACAGAUCAGAGGCUGAAGUGACUGUGAUCACAGACUCAAAGCUCUGA
Salarias fasciatus (jewelled blenny) is the source of this 3696-nucleotide messenger RNA. RefSeq lists its product as uncharacterized. The transcript has 27 exons. Gene Ontology annotation, cellular component: plasma membrane. NCBI's taxonomy places the organism in Eukaryota, Metazoa, Chordata, Actinopteri, Blenniiformes, Blenniidae. The record is from RefSeq and is a predicted model, not a curated record. Gene Ontology annotation, molecular function: alanine transmembrane transporter activity; neutral, basic amino acid:sodium:chloride symporter activity; (R)-carnitine transmembrane transporter activity. Gene Ontology annotation, biological process: (R)-carnitine transmembrane transport; amino acid import across plasma membrane; sodium ion transmembrane transport.